Salvia splendens (bonfire salvia) is the source of this 1038-nucleotide messenger RNA. RefSeq names its product zinc finger CCCH domain-containing protein 6-like. The transcript has 2 exons. Lineage: Eukaryota; Viridiplantae; Streptophyta; Magnoliopsida; Lamiales; Lamiaceae. Gene Ontology annotation, molecular function: metal ion binding. Bases 1 to 1038 code for a protein of 345 amino acids. The record is from RefSeq and is a predicted model, not a curated record.
AUGCCAAGUAAAGAUCAUAUCGACACUGAACUGCUGAUCAAGUUUCUUAGCGACCCAGAAAUGACUAAGAAAUUGAUGGAUGGAAACGGGUGGACAUCAAAGCCUGAAGAUGAAGCUCCUCCUGCUCCCAAAGCAAUCAUAUCCUCGUCUUUGCCAAGCUCAACACCUGCAACAGUGGUUGAUAAACAUCCUAAUUGGCGGAGCAAAGUAAUUGUAUCCAGCUCCACUAAAGAGCCAGUGAAUCAAUCUCCUAUCCUGCCUUGCUCUAAGGCCGAAACAAAAAUCAACAAAGCUGCAAGUAAACCAAAUGGAAUGGGUGCAGAACAUGGACCAACACACACAUCACAGGCAGCAACAAGACAGAGUCAAUCCCCAAGGUUUAUCCCUGAUGGCCCGACUAAAAAGGUGACCGCUUGUUCAAAUGCUCGGGAACAUAUGGUCAGACCUCUAGUGCCGUCCCCUUUGAGACCUGAUGAGAAAACCAUCGACAGACUAGUGAAAAAAUAUGGAGGUCCUGAUAUUACUGGUGUGAAGCCUGCGGACUCCACAACGGCAAUGAAGAAAAUGAUUGAUGAUUACGGAGCACCUGAUGUGGCACGGGUAAAGCCAAUGGUUUCUGUGGUUGCUCCCAAUGCAAUGCCACCAAAUAUAGGAGAGGUACAUAGAAGACCCUUCAUGGGACCAAGAAGUCCUCCAUUGCUGACCUUGCCUCCCGUGAUGAAUACGAAUCUGCACGCCUUGCCCAUGAAUGCUACAGGUAACUUUCGUCCCUCCUUCCCACCAGUCAACUUGCAGUAUCACAAGUCAUUAAUCAAACAACAUGGAGAAAUCCAAGAAACUGGCAAUGACAAUGUCCCAAAGAUUGGCCAAUCUGGUAACUACAUGCAAGGACUCGAACGGGCACAUAAGAAAACCAAAAUCGAAACGAUUCCAAAAUACCGGAAACCUUGCCUAUAUUUCACUAGCUCAUCAGGGUGUCGUAACGGCUUCAAUUGCUCGUUCCAGCAUGAUGUGCCUGGACAGUGGAGGCUCCGAUAA